Teleopsis dalmanni is the source of this 1403-nucleotide messenger RNA. RefSeq names its product striatin-interacting protein 1-like. The record is from RefSeq and is a predicted model, not a curated record. Gene Ontology annotation, cellular component: cytosol. Lineage: Eukaryota; Metazoa; Arthropoda; Insecta; Diptera; Diopsidae. The transcript has 2 exons. The annotation marks the transcript as partial. Gene Ontology annotation, biological process: cytoskeleton organization.
AUUAAAAAAGAGGAAGAUAUUGCACGUAAUCCCAUAUCUACACAAGAAACCGAAAUACCUUCGACACCAGCAGAAAUUCUUUAUCAAUCAAUUUUACCCAAUCUACCGCAAUACAUGAUUGCCCUGCUUAAAGUUCUGUUAGCCGCGUCACCAACCUCAAAAUCGAAAACGGAAAGCAUUAACAUAAUGGCUGAUGUACUGCCAAAAAAGAUGCCUAUUACUGCAACACAAUCCACUAAGUUAACCAUGGAUAUGGGACGGCACAAAGAAAUCAUUGUUAAAGCUGUAUCGGCUAUUAUUCUAUUAUAUUUGAAGCACUUUAAAAUAAAUCAUGUGUAUCAGUUCGAAUUCAUGUCACAACAUCUAGUCUUCGCCAAUUGCAUACCAUUGGUGUUAAAAUUCUUUAAUCAAAAUAUAACAGAAUACGUGGGGAUGCAAAACUCUAUUCCUUUAUUAGAUUUUCCUUCCUGUGUGAUCGGAGAACAACCCGAUUCGUCAGGUGAAAGUUUUGUGUCAGUGUCUGAUAAACCCUACUCAUGGCGGAACGUGUUUUCGUGCAUAAAUCUUUUAAGAAUAUUAAAUAAGCUAAUUAAAUGGAAGCACUCCCGUGUAAUGAUGCUGGUGGUAUUUAAAUCUGCACCAAUAUUGAAAAAAACGCUGAAAGUACGUCAUGCGAUGAUGCAGCUCUACGUUUUAAAGUUAUUAAAAAUGCAAACUAAAUAUUUGGGCCGACAGUGGCGUAAGUCGAAUAUGAAAACUAUGAGUGCCAUUUAUGCAAAAGUACGUCACCGUUUAAAUGAUGAUUGGGCAUUCGGAAAUGAUUUGGAGUCCAGACCGUGGGAUUUUCAAGCGGAAGAGUGUACAUUGCGUGCUUGUGUGGAUCGUUUCAAUUUACGACGCUAUCCAGAAGAUACGCAAAAAUGUGGUGCAGGUGGAAAUAAUGGUGGCAACUCGGCUAAUUCAGAUAAUUCAUCUGGAAAUACAGGCGCAAAUAUGGGUGCGGAAGGUAAUGGUUUCGCCGCAAAUAAUGCUGCCAAUAGCGCAAACGGACAUGCACAACUUACUGAGUACGGAGUUGAGAGUGGCUUUCCCAGCGAUGAGAUUCUAACACACUCGGACUUUGCUUUCUUUGGUCAUUCGGGUUGGUGGGAUCGUAAAGUAGAAUUAACAGAUUACUUUAAAGCAAACUAUUCAAUGUGGCUAGAGGAUGAAGUAUAUAAUAAUCAAACAGAUUGGGACGCACUCUAAAACUAAGAUAAUAUUAAUCGUAUUGCAACAAAUUAAACGCUUAACUUUUAUGUUUCAAUAUUCAACAAAUUGACUACUUUCGUACGCGAUUUGUAAUAGUUUAGAAUUGUAGAGGAAAAAUUUCGCUAUCGUUAACAUUUCUUGAUUUUUAUUGA